AUGAACCCGACAAAAUUCACAAAAAUUGAAUCAUAUGUACAAUUUUUGUUGAACAAAUUAAAAAGUUCUUCAACAAAAGAAGCUUUUGUUGAAGAACUUAGAUAUAAUAAUGACAAUUUCUUAGAAAUCGGUCUACCUCCUAAUAAUGAAAAUUUAAAAGAUAAUUUUGAAAUUACCUCAGAGGUAAAUUUGUUAAAAAUGGAGGAAUCUUCUUUCGAACGAAGUAAGGAAGAAAUAAUAAAAGCGUUGGUCGCUCAAUUAAUAUCAAUUUAUGACAAUGUUCUUCAGGAAUAUGUCGAAGCAGAGAUUAAUAGACGAAAUGGAUUUCGUAAUUAUUUGAAUUUUUUAAAGAUUUAUAAAAAAAUCAAAAUAUUUUGUAACAUAUACAAAAUCAGAUUGAAAAGUCAAACAAUAAAAAAUCAAACAAAUACCAAAAUUGUCGAUUAUAGCGAACAAAAAAUUAAAUUAACAACUCUCACCAUCACUCUCAGAGCAGCAAAAAGAAUUGAUAGGCUAUUAAAUCUUUCCAAUAAAAAUUUUCUCAUUGUUGACAUAUUUCCUAAUUUAGAUGUAGCUUUUUUUAAAUCGUCGCCAAUUAAUGUCUCUGCAUAUGAAUGUUGGCUGAAGAUCAUAGAAACGGGGGAAAUAAUUUCAGAGAAGCAAGGAUACGAAAUCUAUCAACAAAAAAAGAAGGAGAAGAAUUCAUUAAGAGAAAAUAUUCUUAAACAAGUGUAUGAAUCGGCGGGAUAUGAAUUGGCGGAAUAUUAUUACAUUGAUGAAGAAUCACCAAGAUACUAUCCUGAUAACGACAAUCCUGAUAAUGAAGAAUCACCAAGAUAUUAUCCCGAUAACGAAGAAUCUAUUCUUCCUAUGGAUGAAUCUUAA
Rhizophagus irregularis DAOM 181602=DAOM 197198 is the source of this 885-nucleotide messenger RNA. RefSeq lists its product as uncharacterized. The record is from RefSeq and is a predicted model, not a curated record. Lineage: Eukaryota; Fungi; Glomeromycota; Glomeromycetes; Glomerales; Glomeraceae.